GUUUGAACCUUCACAAUGCAGAAAACCACUUAUUAUGACAAUGCUGGACUCUUUGGAGGAUAUUCCUACCCCAAAUCUGACUCCUACACAUACGGUCCUGCACACCAGGGCUACUCGUCCUCCAGCAUAGAGAAUGACUUUCAAAAUCCAAUCUGUCCAAUUCAAACCACAUCAGCCCGUCCGCCAGCACACAAAAAUGGAGACAUCAAUGGCAGUUGUAUGCGACCCAGUGCCAGCCACAGCAACAGCCAACCAGAGAAUAUCAUAGAGCAGCAGCAGCAACAACAACAACAACAGCAGCAGGCUGCCCCUUUAGCGGCCAGCUCGCCCAGCCCGAACACCAGCUCCACUCAAAAAAAGAAAUCUCCCAGUAGCACUGGCUCCAGCACUGCCACUCCAGUCAUCACCAAACAAAUCUUCCCAUGGAUGAAAGAGACCCGUCAAAACGCCAAGCAGAAAGGCACCAACUGCCCAGCUGCAGGAGAAACCUGCGAUGACAAGAGUCCACCUGGUCCUGCCUCGAAACGGGUGCGCACUGCCUACACGAGCGCGCAACUCGUGGAGCUGGAGAAGGAGUUUCAUUUCAAUCGCUACCUGUGUCGCCCCAGAAGAGUGGAGAUGGCUAAUCUACUCAAUCUGACUGAGCGCCAAAUAAAGAUCUGGUUUCAAAACAGGAGGAUGAAGUACAAAAAAGAUCAAAAAUCUAAAGGCAUAAUGCACUCUCCCCUAGGACACUCUCCGGACAGAAGCCCGUCGUUAAGUGGCUCGAAUCACAUUGGAUAUUCUGGUCAGCUUCCAAAUGUAAACGGCCUGAGCUACAACGCGCCAUCUCCCCCGCCAUUCGCCAAACCGCAGCAGAACAUGUACGGCUUGGCAGCCUACACGGCGCCAUUAGGCGGCUGCAUACCGCAACAAAAAAGGUACCCGGGCACAGAAUACGACCACCACAGCAUGCAAGGGAACGGUAGCUUUGCCAGUGCCAAUUUACAAGGUAGUCCCGUGUACGUCGGGGGGAACUUCGUUGAUUCAAUGCCAGGCUCGGGCCCUAUGUUCAACCUCGGCCAUCUUCCCCAUCCCUCAUCCGCCAGUGUGGACUACAGCUGUGCCGCUCAGAUUCCGGGCAACCACCACCACGGACCGUGUGACCCCCAUCCCACAUACACAGACCUCAGCUCUCACCACGCGUCUCAGGGAAGGCUGCAGGAUGCGCCAAAACUUACGCAUCUGUAA
Triplophysa rosa is the source of this 1230-nucleotide messenger RNA. It is a transcript of the gene hoxd3a, whose product is annotated as homeobox D3a. Gene Ontology annotation, molecular function: DNA-binding transcription factor activity, RNA polymerase II-specific; RNA polymerase II cis-regulatory region sequence-specific DNA binding. Gene Ontology annotation, cellular component: nucleus. Lineage: Eukaryota; Metazoa; Chordata; Actinopteri; Cypriniformes; Nemacheilidae. The transcript has 2 exons. The coding region runs from base 16 to 1230 and encodes 404 amino acids. The record is from RefSeq and is a predicted model, not a curated record. Gene Ontology annotation, biological process: regulation of transcription by RNA polymerase II.